AUGCCGUGUCGCACUUCCACUGAGCCUCUCUCCGGCACGAGCCAAGACGAACAAAUCCACCUCCUCGUCCUGCUCAAGACCAAGCUACAAGGCAUACCAUCCUUGCAUAUUCCCUCUCUCACACUGCCUGAUAUCCUUUGUUCAACAACCCGAGCGUCGCACAUCCCUAACAUACCGCCUGACAUUCAACUUCCCUUCUUCCUCCGCAACCGACAUGUUAUCGAUCAAUAUCAUGGGAAGCCUGUAAAGGAUGAGGCAAGGCAGAGCACAGACAUAACCCGGGCCAUCUGGUUUUGGAGACUGGAUGAAGCACGACAGUUUGAGCGCUUCCAUGAUACCAUGAGGUGGAAUACUGCCAUGUUCAUUGCACUACUCACCCUUCAUGAUUUCCAGACCCGCUCCAACCAUCCCAAGGGCAUGCAGAUGACGAUCGGCAUUAACGCUGCAGCUUGCCGCUUCAUCAAACAGUAUCUUGCUGCUGUCCUAGAGCAUCACAAUACACCUCUGCUUUUCGAUGCCCGUGAGACCUUCAUCAAGACCUGGAAGAACGGUACCUGGGACCUGUACACUGGCUUUCGUGCCUCACAGAAGAAGUUGUUGAAGAACCUCAUGAAAAAACUGACCAAGGAUUGGGAAAAAGAACUCGAUAGUGCAGAGAGUAACAUGGGAAAGGAAGAGUAUCGCAUCAGAGUAGCUCAGUUCGCGGGCAGUUUGGUCCCGAGGAGAAGGGAACAGGAUAUCUCUACUGGCACACUACCAGGGCAAGAAAAGAGUAAGUAUGUGUACAGGGUCAAUAAUCCACCUCACACACCUCGCGAGAGCCGAGAGGUUGAGAGGAAUGAACUGCUCGACGCUCUUCGUGUCCCGUUUACACCACAAACCAAGGAAAAGACAAGAGACCAGAGGAAUGAGAGCUAUGAGCUUGAGGAGGAUAGGAACAUGGUUACAGGACUGAGGAACGCAAUCGAGGCAUUACAGGUGACGAGGCCGCAGGAUAUGCUGCCGGUGCUGAUGCAUUUGUUUCCUGCUCCGGGGAUGGGACAAGCGAGUACUUAG
Molecule: messenger RNA, 1056 nt
Organism: Bipolaris maydis ATCC 48331
Lineage: Eukaryota; Fungi; Ascomycota; Dothideomycetes; Pleosporales; Pleosporaceae
Source: RefSeq, a predicted model, not a curated record